Molecule: messenger RNA, 5865 nt
Organism: Betta splendens (Siamese fighting fish)
Lineage: Eukaryota; Metazoa; Chordata; Actinopteri; Anabantiformes; Osphronemidae
Gene: hcn4l
Product: hyperpolarization activated cyclic nucleotide-gated potassium channel 4l
Exons: 8
Coding region: 671-4165 (1164 amino acids)
Biological process (GO): transmembrane transport; potassium ion transport
Cellular component (GO): membrane
Molecular function (GO): voltage-gated potassium channel activity
Source: RefSeq, a predicted model, not a curated record
CACACCACGGAUCCCCACGCACCCCGUCGCUUUCCCCUAACUCUCCUCAACUACCGAGUCCGCGGCUGGAUCGCGUCUUCGAAUCAUCCUCCCCGGUCAUCCUGGCCGGGCGGGGUGAGCGCACGUGCCGCCCGGGCUCCUGUGGCAGCCCGACAGAUAAGCUCCGUCAGAAUCCGCGUUAUUAGAGAGCGGGGAGGCCGACGUCUCCGUGAUGCCAGCGCUCUCCGGACGCCGGUGCCAGCCGCGUGCACGUGUGCCGUCACCUUGCACUGACAGAAGGCGCCGGUGUUUUGGGGAGGUGGAGACCAUGCUCUGUCAUUGAGGAGCUCAGCGACGGCGCUCUCGCGCUCCGGCACGUCCGACGCUCGGCACGCCGCAUCCUGAUGCGCCCUCGUCCGCACGCUGCGGGCCACCUGGAUCCCUGUGUGCUUCCGCGCGUUCGCCGAUGUCACGCGAGCGGAGGAUCGGAGCGGCCGCGCAUCGCUGACGCGUCUCGAUGGUCGCACCUGCGGAGCGAGGCACGUCCCGAGUGUCAAAUACGAUACGAGCCGUCCUGCGGAUGCGCCGUCGCCGUUUCGCCUCCGGCGCCGCUCCAAGUGCGUGCGAUUCAUGAUUCAUCCCUGCGCUCGCACGGGCGAUCCUUAGAGCGCGUUGCUUGUCCUUCUUCAAGAUGGAACGGUUCCAGUCUUCCAUGCGCAAGCGGCUGUACAGCUUGCCGCAAAACAUUGGGCAAAACCCCUUCGUGACGGACGAAGGAGACAAGGACACCAAGCGGAAAAGUAUCAGGCUAAAACAUUUGUCCUCCCUGUCGCCCGCGAGCAGUUGCAAAAGCAUCGACGAGGCCACGAGCGGAGACUUUGAGAGGGACGUCACCGUCAAGACCAACUUAAACGGGGACUGCCGUUUAUUUGGAGGCAGCGUCUCCUCCAUCACCGGGCGCCGUCCUCCCGGGUCGGAGCCGCCGGAGCAGCAGCGCCUCAUCCCCGAAGCUGAGUCCGGAGUCAGAGAGAGUUUCCCCGGCGAGCGCGGCCCCGGGGCCCAGCAGCGGGCGACGGGUGGUCUGAGUGGCGCAGCCGGCCAGGCGUCCCUGUUCGACCAGUCGAGUUUCAUCAAGUUGGAGGGCGCCGAGCAGAUAAUACCGGAGGAUGACCGGCUGUACCAAGCCGGGUUCAUGCACCGCCAGUUCGGGGCGAUGCUCCAGCCCGGAGUCAACAAGUUCUCCCUGCGCAUGUUGGGCAGCGAGAGGGCCGUGGAGCACGAGAGGGAACGCGUAAAGUCUGCUGGCUUCUGGAUUAUCCACCCCUACAGCGAUUUUAGGUUUUACUGGGAUCUGACCAUGCUGCUGCUGAUGGUGGGCAACCUCAUCAUCAUCCCCGUUGGCAUCACCUUCUUCAAGGACGAACACACGCCGCCCUGGAUCGUCUUCAACGUGGUCUCAGACACCUUCUUCCUCAUGGACCUGGUCCUCAACUUCCGCACAGGCAUCGUCAAGGAGGACAACACGGAGAUCAUCCUGGACCCGCAGCAGAUCAAGAUCAAGUACCUGAAGGGCUGGUUCGUGGUGGACUUCAUCUCCUCCAUACCUGUGGACUACAUAUUUCUCAUCGUUGAGACACGCAUCGAUUCGGACUUUUACAAGACGGCCAGAGCCCUGAGGAUUGUACGCUUCACCAAGAUCCUCAGCCUGCUGCGACUCCUGCGCCUCUCCAGACUCAUCCGUUACAUCCACCAGUGGGAAGAGGUUUUCCAUAUGACCUAUGAUCUGGCCAGCGCCAUGGUGCGGAUCAUGAACCUGAUUGGUAUGAUGCUGUUGCUGUGUCACUGGGAUGGAUGUCUGCAGUUCCUGGUUCCAAUGCUGCAGGACUUUCCUGCUGACUGCUGGGUCACUAGAAACAAGAUGGUGAACGACACAUGGGGUCAGCAGUACUCCUACGCCCUGUUUAAGGCCAUGAGUCACAUGCUGUGCAUCGGGUACGGCCUGUACCCCCCAAUCGGCAUGGCUGACGUGUGGCUCACCAUCCUCAGCAUGAUUGUGGGCGCCACCUGCUUCGCCAUGUUUGUAGGGCAUGCAACUGCACUCAUUCAGUCUCUGGACUCCUCCAGAAGGCAGUACCAAGAAAAGUACAAGCAAGUGGAGCAGUACAUGUCCUUCCAUAAGCUCCCCGCUGACAUGCGUCAGAGGAUCCACGACUACUAUGAACAUCGAUAUCAGGGCAAGAUGUUUGAUGAAGAAAGCAUUUUGGAGGAGUUGAAUGAGCCGCUGAGAGAGGAGAUUAUUAACUUCAACUGUCGUAAGCUGGUGGCGUCCAUGCCUCUGUUCGCCAACGCCGACCCCAACUUCGUCACCUCCAUGCUGACCAAGCUGCGCUUCGAGGUCUUCCAGCCGGGCGACUACAUCAUCAGAGAGGGAACCAUUGGCAAGAAGAUGUACUUCAUCCAGCACGGCGUCGUCAGCGUCCUGACCAAGAGCAGCACGGACACGAAGCUGUCCGACGGCUCCUACUUCGGAGAGAUAUGCCUGCUGACGCGCGGCAGGCGGACCGCCAGCGUGCGAGCAGAUAACUACUGUCGGCUGUACUCUCUGUCCGUGGACAACUUCAACGAGGUGCUGGAGGAGUAUCCCAUGAUGAGGAGGGCCUUUGAGACCGUGGCUCUCGACCGCCUGGACCGCAUCGGGAAGAGGAACUCUGUUCUUCAGCAUAAAGUUCAGCAUCACCAAAGCUCCGGUGCACUAAAUCUUCAAGAGAAUGAAAUCAUCCAAAGAAUAGUGCAGCAUGACCGUGACAUGGCCCAGUGCACGCAGCUGCUCCAGACCAGCACUGCUCAGAGCCUGAACCCUGCUCCCGCUCUCCCAUCACCCCCUUCUGUCAUCUGGGCUCCGCUGGUUCAGGCCCCACUCCAGGCUGCUGCAGCCACCACCCCACUAGCUCUGGCCUUGGCCCACCACGCCCAGCUGCCUCCCAUCCUCUUCCACCAUCCUCUGGCACCUGGAUCUGGAUCCCUGAAGGAUCCCACCAGUCAUCCAAAGAGAGUCCAUCUUGGGGGGAACACGUCCAGUACGUGUGGUUCAGGGCCUGGUUCUCCUGCAAGUUCUAUCAAAUUCCACCCUGGGCCUGUCUCACCCACACUGGCCUCCCAGCCCAUCUUCACCAGUAGCCUGCAGCCCCUCACCACUCUGCCCACACACCAGCCCCCUCACCAUCCUCCUCAUUCUGGUGUUGCCUCUGUCUUCCCCAUUAGCCAGGCCACCGUUUCCUACACCUGCUCUGCUCAGCUCCAUUCCCAGCCCUUCCACGGGGCUAUGACCACUCCACCCCACCCACUAGGCUUAGUCCAGCAGGGGGUGCCAGGGAGAACAGCAGGACGAUUCCCAGUCCCCAUCUCCUCCACCAUAAGCCCUCUGAUCUCCAGCUCUGUAAGCCCCAUACUAAGCCAGCUGCAACCGACCCCUUAUGCUGUCCCCCAGCUGAUGGGGUCCAGCCAUGAUAGAGCAGGCAGGACAUCCCGAGGUCUGAACCUUCCACAUUUACCCUUCAUCACCAGCACCCAGUCCUCCACUGGAUUUAUUCAGCCUGUGACUGGAGUCACAGCCGGAGUCACAGCUUCUCUGGCCCAGCACAGCCUGGCAGGUCUCCAGUCUGUUUUCCUCCCCCAGGUUCUCCCUGAGCACUCCGCUCUUGCCUCGCUGGCCCAGUACGGGUCAGUUGAAGGCUCCCCCUGCCCCACACCCCCCAUGCACAGUCCCAACUUUCAAAGCCCCGUGAGAAGAAGGACAGUUUACCACAGUGACACUCAUAGCCCUCUAACCCCUCACACCUCAUGCCCUGCCAGGGUGGCCUGUACCUUCAAAGAGAGGGCUGAGUCCUCGGUGGAUCUCUUUACCCAGGAAAUAAAGACUAUCUCAGGCUCUCACAGCGCUAUACACCAGGAACGGCCUUUGGCCACGAGUAGCUCCUCAGAGAGGGUAGUGUGGGUAUCCAGCCCCUUCUCCUCCCCCAUGGCUGUCAGUAAACCUUACAUGCCAAUCCCAGGUCAAGCCACUCCACUCAGCCGGACUCAUUCAGGGCCUGAACCUCAGAACCUGUCCACUACCGUUCAUUCCCCUCACACUAGGUCUCCUGCUAAGAGUUUAGAGACCCAACACAAACUUCCAUCCAACUUGUGAGGUUCAGACACACCCUCCUUUGAUGCCUGAACAGAUUGUCUCCCUCACAGCAUUGUUUACCACUAUUUUGUCAAAUUUGAAAGAAGGAGGGUGUGGUUUAAUCAGAUUGGAAAUCAGUGAUUUCAUUUUUAAUCAGAGUGAAUGGACGAUGAAUAAUAAUGGACAGGGACUAUUAUUUUCUACAGGAUAUUGCUUAUUUAAAUAUAGUGAUAAAAUCCAAAAUCUGAUGGCUAUAUAUAUAUAUAUAUAUAUAUAUAUAUAUAUAUACACACAUAUAUCACCUCAUGAAAAUAUCAAGUGUUCUGUGUAUUAUAUUAUAACCCCAUGCUGUCAUAUGUUAUGUGUAUUUGUUUAAAAUCCCACUGAACAAGCACUUUGUGUCACCUUUUAGCUGCAACACUUUAGGCAGAUUUGUCAAUGACUGUAUCCAGUUAUGACUGAAACCAAAAAUGAUUGCCCUCUUUUUAUAUCCUUUCUCAGAAAGCGAGCGAGCCGUGUGAAUGCAACGUUACCCCCCUAAGAGAUUUUAGGAGAGACAGACUGUGUGUUUGGUUGUUCUGGAGAUCCCCUAAUGCAAAGGUUGGAUGGUGGCAAGUCUUCCGAGAUGGCGUUUGAGCAAUAUUGCACGAUUACAUUCAAAAACACACAAAAGCAAUGAAUGUAAUGUAAAAUUUGUCCGUCUGGGCGAGAGACGUGGGAGUUGCGCCUUCGUUUCACGUGAGGGCGAUGAUGGUUUUAAGUGGAAUCUUCUGUGCGAAGGCUGCAUGCGUUGGGUCCCUCCACGCGCGGCGAGCUGCCCAACGGAUGCCAACUCAUUCAAGUCUGAAAUGAGUCUCUGCUUCACUGCAGAAGAAUCGUCUGAGCCAAGGUUUGCGUGCCAUUAGCAUAGUAUGCAAUAAUCUGUGUUUUUUAUGGGAAUACAAAGGUACUGUGAACCGAAGCACUUGAUGAGAUUCUGUUUUUAGUCAGAACAGAUAAAUAAAUAAAAAGUAAAAAAGCAAUUGUUAAUAAUCAAACAUCCUGAACCAGCGAUGCACUAAGAUUGAUUUGAAUGUUUCUUGCACCAAUCAAAGGGCUAAAAGCAGUUAUUUGGACGUGUGGUUCAUAAGAAACCCUGAUGGGUCAUAUUGCUGCAUAUUUACCUCUUUCAUUGUACAUUAUUUGAUUGUAAAAUUUGACAGUUGCUGCUUUGUGAUGCUAUGCUGAAUCAGUAAGAUGUGUAUCACUGGCUGCUUUUUAAAAUCCUUCUGCUUGUUCAUAAGUCCAUGUGUUUAGACGACGCUUCUCUCUCUGGACCUGCGUCCGGCGACAGACUGUGAGCAGCUAGCCGGUCUGCAGGUCAGACCAUCACAGGAUCCCGUCCAGUGGCUUCAGCUGCCUGGUUACUGAACCAGAGGUUGCUGUGACUCUCACCCCACCAAGAGCAGGAGGAUGGUGUCAGUCGCUAGCCAGCCACUGCCAAUGGGCCCGAUCCACCCCCUAUCACUAUUCUCCUCCAACCCUGCACCACCUGCCCACGGCAUCAGCUCGGGUGCGAGGUUUCUCCAGGUGUGUGCAGGAGACGAGGGGUCCGUCAUCCAUCAAGUACAUUUAUUUCUGCUGCCUUUUAACCACCGGAUCUGAAGAUUCUGUCACCUAUGUAUGUUAGGCAUAUUUUAUUUUAGUUACUGAAUUCAAUGCAAUAAACAACAUAUGGUCAA